Molecule: messenger RNA, 4116 nt
Organism: Nerophis lumbriciformis (worm pipefish)
Lineage: Eukaryota; Metazoa; Chordata; Actinopteri; Syngnathiformes; Syngnathidae
Source: RefSeq, a predicted model, not a curated record
AUGCAUGGACUUGGUGCAGUGCACUCUUCGGCGCAGGCUAUCAGCCUCGUGGUCUUAUUGCUGCUGCAGCUGCUGACUCAGCUGCCAGGUGCACACUCAGCUCUCCGGUACCGGGUAGCUGAGGAAGGCCCCCCUGAUGUCAAGAUAGGCAAUGUGGCCGCAGACCUGGGCCUCACAGCUGGCACGGGCAGCGGGGACGUCACCUUUGCCCUGGAGAGUGGCUCCGAGUUCUUCAAAAUCGACAAUGUCACCGGUGAGCUAACGACAGGGCCAAGGCGCAUCGACAGGGAGAAGAUGACCCAAUGCCAGAUGAUUUUUGAUGAAAAUGAGUGUUUCUUGGACUUUGAAGUGUCAGUGAUUGGCCCCCUGCAAAGCUGGGUGGACUUGUUCGAAGGCCGUGUAGUCAUAACCGACAUCAAUGACAACACUCCUUCCUUCCCCUCACCGGUGCUCCAGCUCUCAGUGGAGGAAAAUCGUCCUAUAGGCACGCUUUACCUGCUUCCCACUGCUACGGACAGAGAUUUUGGACGAAACGGUAUAGACCGCUAUGAGCUCAUCCAAGAAGGUGCAACUGGGUCCAGUUCGGCAAGACGCACGACAGGAGGAAAUCCCAUCGGUAGAGUAGAUGGCCUUGGAGAUAGGAGGGGUAGGAGUGGAGAUAAUGUGGGAGGAGCCAGGAGUACUGUGUUUGAACUUCAAGUGGCAGAUAUACCAGAUGGUGAAAAACAACCUCAACUGAUCGUCAAAGGUACAUUAGACCGCGAGCAAAAAGACUCUUACGAACUGAUCCUGCGGGUUCGAGAUGGAGGAAACCCACCACGAUCAUCUCAAGCUCUGCUGCGGGUGUCCAUAACAGACGUAAACGACAAUAGUCCACUGUUCGAAAGGCCAACAUAUGAGGCGGAAAUGGCAGAAAAUGCACCACCAGGAACACCAGUCCUGCAGGUGAGAGCUUCAGACCGUGACAUUGGUGUGAACGGACAGGUGGAGUAUGUCUUUGGAGCAGCUACAGAAUCGGUCAGGCGGCUGCUUCGACUGGACGAGGCAACUGGAUGGCUGAGCGUUCUCCACAGGAUCGACAGAGAAGAGGUGGCCCAACUGAGGUUUACAGUCACAGCGCGAGACAGGGGUCAGCCACCACGCACUGAUCGUACCACAGUCAUUUUGGCUGUACGUGACGAAAAUGACAACGUCCCAGUUGUAGAGAUUCGAAAGAUCGGGCGAAUCCCAGUGCGAGAUGGAACAGCAUUGGUACCUGAGAACGUUCUGGUAGACACACCAGUCGCUCUGGUUCAGGUCUCAGACCGAGACCAAGGAGAAAACGGAGCUGUGACCUGCACUGUUGUAGGAGAUGUCCCCUUCACUUUGAAGCCUGCUGGUGAAACAGCUCUCCCACCCUUACCUGCAGAUGAAGCCUUUGACAGGAACAAGAAAAAAUUCUUCCUGCAUACCUCAGCUUUGCUGGACUACGAGGUCACCAAAGAAUACAGCGUCACCAUUGUGGCAGUAGAUUCUGGAAGCCCUAGUCUUUCCAGCAACAGUUCACUGAUGGUGCGAGUUGUUGAUUACAAUGACCAUCCCCCUGUCUUUGCCCAAAGUGUCGUGGAGGUCCACUUUGCAGAAAACAACUCCCCCAAUGAGAGGGUCGUCACUGUGGUGGCUGCAGACGCAGACAGUGGCAAGAAUGCCGAGAUUGCAUAUUCACUGGAUCCUGUUGCAAAUGGGCCAUUUUAUAUAGAUCCUGAUAAUGGGGACAUUCGUGCUACUGUUGUCCUGGACCGAGAGCAGCGAGAGAGGUAUGAACUCAAAGUUAUUGCCAAGGACAAGGGUACCCCCUCUCUACAAGGUUCAGCGACUGUUGUUAUUCAGGUGACUGACCGCAAUGACAAUGCGCCAAAGUUUGUCCAGGAAGUUUUUACUUUCUAUGUGAAAGAAAACCUGCUCGCCAACAGCCCAGUUGGCAUGGUGACUGUGACUGAUGCUGAUGAAGGUGAGAAUGCAGAACUCAGCCUCUUUGUUGAAAUGGAUGGACAAGAUGAGAAGAAGUCAGGGGAGAAAAGUGUGGGAGACAAUGGAGAGAAGGAGCAAGAGGAGCUGUUCUCCAUUGAGAACAACACAGGCACCAUCUUCUCCUCUUUGUCGUUUGACCGUGAAAAGCUUUCCACCUACACCUUUCGAGUACGUGCUGUGGACGGAGGAGAGCCUCGCAAAACCGCCACGGCCACCGUGUCACUCUUUGUCACUGAUGAGAAUGACAAUGCCCCCUCUAUCACAUCCCCAGCCAACGAGUCCUAUACAUUGCUCCCACCUGCAAGUAGUGCCCGCACUAUAGUCAGGACUGUGACAGCCAUAGAUUCAGACACGGGUCCAAAUGCAGACCUUCACUAUGCCUUAGUUGGUGGGAAUCCCUUCAGAUUGUUUGAGAUCGGCCACUCCAAUGGUGUAAUCACACUGGCAGAGCCACUGGAGCGUCGUCAUAAAGGUCUACAUCGCCUGGUGGUCAGGGUCAAUGACAGCGGGACCCCCUCGCUGUGUGCUAUUGCCCUGGUCCACGUCUUCAUCAACGAGAGCUUGGUGAAUGCCUCCCUGGUAGACGCACAGGUCAGCAGAAGCUUACUUGCUCCACUAUCACUGGACAUUGCUGGGGACCCAGACAGUGAUCGUGCAUUAGGUAAACAACGCCUCAGCGUCGCCAUCGGUGUCCUGGCAGGAGCCGCAGCUGUCAUCCUGGUCAUACUCCUCGUAGUCACAGCAAGGCAAUGUGGCGCUCAAGGCAAGAACGGUUAUGAGGCUGGUAAGAAAGAGCCAGAAGAAGAUUUCUUCAGUCCAUCAGGGGCUCAACCGCAGGUUGGCCGUGGCAGCGGAUCAGACCGAGGACGCAAACCUCGGCGAGAUAAGCGCAAUGGUGGUGGCACAGCAGCUGGACCUACCAAGUCAGACAGGUCACUCUACAGUGGUAUUGUCACUGUAAACGGACUUCGUCGCCACGCCAAUGACGAUGAAGAGGAAGAUAUCAGCAGUGCAAGUGAGCGCCUCGCAGCCCGCUACUGCGCUGUUGACGGUGACCCCGGCAGCCCACGGAUGGGUGGUGGCAGACGGCAUCAGUCGAGUCCGGAUUUGGCCAGGCACUACAAGUCCAGCUCACCUCUCCCUGCAGUCAACCUCCAACCACACUCCCCUCCAGCUGAAGGGAAGAAGCAUCAGGCAGUUCAGGAGCUGCCACCUUCCAACACCUUUGUGGGCAGUGGGGUCUGUGUCGGGAGCACCGGCUCAAGCAGCAGCAGCAGUGGAGGCAGUGGAAAUGGAGACGCCAUGUCCCUGGGAUCAGACCAGUGCUCGGAGUAUGGAUGCCAGACUGGGAACAAGUACAACAAACAGGGAACACUUCGCCGAGUGACCUUCUCAGUGGUAAACCAGGCCCAGGAUGCCGGUUGCUAUGACAGUGGCUUGGAGGACUCAGAGACCCCCAGCAGCAAGAGUUCAUCAGGGCCCCGUUUGGGAUCCUUGCCGUUGCCUGAAGAGGGUUAUGAGCGCACCACACCAGAGGGCAGUGUGGGGGAGGAGGAUCAUGUUGAGAAUGAUGCUAGGCAACUGCCAGAUGUGGCUUUGACCGGAAAGUGCACGCGGGAGUGUGAUGAGUUCGGUCACUCGGACACGUGCUGGAUGCCUGUCCGCCCAUCUCCUCGCCAGCGGCAACGCCACGGCAGUGACCCCCCACGGCUCUCCACCUUCGCCCCCGGUGACGACAACAACAAUCUGCGCAGAAAUGACCACGAGAGCGACAGCGAGAGCGCGGGCAGUGCCGGGAGCUCGGAACAGGGGGGGGUCAUGGCGGGAGAAGGUCAGAGGUUACCACUAGUCAACGGCGAUCCUCUGGGCACACUGGGAAGAGCAAAUAAGAAUGUUGGCGACCACAAUCGGAACCUUCUCAACCGUAAGAUGACCUCGGCGUCGUACGACACGUUCAGCAGCGCUGGCUUGGGGAAGCGCCCUCAAGAUGAAGAAGGAGGAGAGGGAGCCCAGAACCCAGCUGAGGUCAUACCAUUAACCCGGACUGGAGGUGACUACAAGACCACGUCCUGCCUCACUUUGUCACGCCGUGAAGUCUACCUGUGA